Acytostelium subglobosum LB1 is the source of this 1416-nucleotide messenger RNA. RefSeq lists its product as hypothetical. Gene Ontology annotation, biological process: xenobiotic transport. The record is from RefSeq and is a predicted model, not a curated record. Gene Ontology annotation, molecular function: xenobiotic transmembrane transporter activity. Lineage: Eukaryota; Evosea; Eumycetozoa; Acytosteliales; Acytosteliaceae. Bases 1 to 1416 code for a protein of 471 amino acids. The transcript has 3 exons.
AUGGGAAAAGAUGUAGAGAGACAACCUCUCCUCGCACCAGACGAGGAUAGUGCAAUCGGAAUCGAUAAGUCGUUGAAUAACAGCGAUGCGUCAUGUAGUCCAAUCAAAAACAAGAGCAGAUGGUGGACGUGUGGAUUCGACAUCAAACUGCCCACCCUGACACGUGAGUCAAUGAUCAUCCUGCUCUACUGCACUCUCUACGUUGUCUCUGGUGUAAUCAACAGUGUCUUGUUGAAGUUGACAAUGAAUUCAUUCUCAAACUAUGGUUUCUUCCUCAAUCAAUUGACCAACUAUGGUUAUAUCCCAGUGUUUGGAUCAGUGGUGGCUUAUAAGAUAGUGUUCACCAAUGAUAUCCCCGCAGAGACACGUGCCUUCCCCAAGUACAAGUUCUUGAUCAUGGGUGCUUUGGACGCCGUGUCGGGUUACUUUGUCAUCAUCGGAGGUAUCAGCACGUCGGGACCACUGCAGCAGCUGCUCAACCAGGCGAUCAUCCCCAUCACUAUGAUUGGCUCGUUCUUCUUCCUGAAGACUCGCUACUCUUGGGUGCAGCUGCUCGGCGCCACCGUCAUCAUUGGCGGUGUGUUUGUUGCGUUGGUGCCCUCGCUGUUUGGUAAGGGAGAGAACUCUGGCAACAAGCCAUUCUGGAACCUAUUCUAUCUGAUCUCCAUGAUUCCGAUGGCUGCCUCCAACGUCUACAAGGACAUUGGUUUCCAGGCCGUCGACGACAUGGAUGUGUGGUACCUCCAGUUCUGGGACAACACGUUCCAGGGCAUCACAGGCACAUUCCUGUUCCCAAUCAACGACAUUUUGCCACCACCCGCCACAGUCAAGUUCUCCCAGGUUAUCCCAUCGCUUAGAGACGGUGCCUACUGUCUAAGUGGAAUCAACUCCAUCACCAACAUCACCAACCCAGGUUGUGCAUUCGACCCUCCAGCUCACAGCAUCCCAUGUGACAACUGCCACAACGCCUACAUCAUUAUCAUGUGUUACAUGGCCAUCAACAUCAUCUACAACGUCUUUAUUCUUUUGGUCAUUAAGCACGCAGGAGCAACAGUUUACUCUAUUGCCAACACAUUGAGACUCCCAAUUGCCAACAUUGUGUUCUCGCUCAGAUUCAUUGUGCCAGAGUCGAUCUACCAGGCAUUCUCAAUGUACACACUAGGAGGACUGAUUGUAAUUCUAACGGGUCUGAUCAUGUAUCGUGUCGGCUCCGUACUGAAGAGCAAGGAGGCUGGCGGCGAGGAGAAGGAGACUAGGGUCAUCCCAGGCAUGGAGCCAUUCACCAUUGAGGUCAUCAAGCGGCCUGCCAUCCUUCCCAAGACCACAGAGUACCAUAGGAACCAAUUCUUUGGCAAGCUAGGCAUCAACGUACCAGGCGACAAGUACAUCCGUUUGGAUCAACAGAAUAAUAUUUAA